Molecule: messenger RNA, 1349 nt
Organism: Saccostrea echinata
Lineage: Eukaryota; Metazoa; Mollusca; Bivalvia; Ostreida; Ostreidae
Exons: 2
Coding region: 45-1109 (354 amino acids)
Source: RefSeq, a predicted model, not a curated record
GUUUUACAAAUGGAAGCACGGUCCGUUAUUACUGUUGUUCAAAAAUGAGACCUGGGAUAUAUAUCAUCAUAGCGUGUUGGACUUUCUUUAACAGAGCUGGGGGAAGGACAGCUUUAUUACCCGAGUUCAAUUUCAAAAAAGUCUCAAGGACAAACGAUGGGAGAUCACCAGUUUCAUUUUCUGGGAUAAAACUUCUAAAUAGAGGGAUUGAACGUCCCAAAGAAAAGACAAGAGAAAGUAGAGUUGAACUACCGGAUGUAACAAAAUCCAAACCUUUCAAGAAUUUCAAACAAGUGACACGAGGACCAAUCCGACAUCAAGUGAUUUCCACAAAACAAACUGCCAUACCCCAGAAACUCCCAAUAGUUCAGUCAACCUGGUUACAAUUACCUACGAAUAAUGUGGGUAAUAGUAAACUCCCCUUGCAUGUUGACCGAACCCUCCCGUUACAAACUGAUAAAACUUUCAAAGGCAAAAGUUCAACAAAAAAUGUUCAGUUAACAAAAGUGUUACCGAGACAAAGCCAAAAAUCGUCAAAAUGGCAUGUGUCACCUCAGAAGACGACAAAUGCUGCGAGGGCAAAUGCGCUAGAAAUCACACUAGUUGGACAAAAAGUGUCUCAUAUUUUGCCAACAAAAUCUGUUUCGUUUAAAAAAGAUGUCAGUCCGUUUAAAAAAGAUGUCACUGAAAAUCCAUUAUCAAAUUCUGAAGUUACGGUUGUAGUAAAAUCAGAAGGAACUCCACGACCUGUUGAAGAAUUACCGUACUGUUCCUGGAUAGACCCAUCUAAUUGUCCAGACUUUAGCAAAGUUCGACCAAGUUGUAUAGAGACAUUAUCCAUAUCCUCACUUAGAGGCGAGUGUAAAAUGUGUCCAUUUAACUGGUGUAAGGGACCUAAUGACAUGGCCGGAAGUGGUAAGCUACAUGACCAGUCACCUUUAGAUGUAGUACUAAAUGCAGGCGGGAGAAACAUGCCCUCAAAGUACGGAUUGGCAGUCAAUGUACCAGGAUCAGGAUCCAAACAGAGCGUCUCGAAUUUUGUGAAUAAACCUCCCUCGUCAACAACCACAGAGAUUCCAUUCUGGAACUUUGAAACCUUUGGACCGUGAAAUUAAUACAUUUUUUGCAUCAUAUUCAGCCUAAUAUGUGUGUCAUUAUUCUUAGCUGCUAAUAACAUAACUACAGAUGACAUCUUACUUAAGACACCUUGAUAUAUAGUUUUUUUUUGAUGUAUGCAUCUUGCCAACAAUUUUAUACGUCUUAAUGACCAAGGGAAUGCAAAGCGUCAUGUUUACAGUUCAGAAUUAAUUUAUUACCGGAUACAUGUAUAUAUCAUGACAGUUACCAUU